Zygosaccharomyces rouxii is the source of this 1491-nucleotide messenger RNA. RefSeq names its product heme-dependent oxidative N-demethylase family protein. The record is from RefSeq and is a predicted model, not a curated record. NCBI's taxonomy places the organism in Eukaryota, Fungi, Ascomycota, Saccharomycetes, Saccharomycetales, Saccharomycetaceae. The coding region runs from base 1 to 1491 and encodes 496 amino acids. The transcript has a single exon.
AUGAAUGGUGUAGAUUUAAGUCAUGUUUUGGGCAAACAAGUAACUACUCCAGCACUCUUCUGGAUGAUUUGGAUGCUUUACAGAGAUCUUCGAGAUGGCAAAAGGCAGACACAAGAGGCUCAAAGAAAAAUGACUGAGUCCUCUUCAAGGGAAGGAGAUGAAGAAAAAGAGGCAGCGGAUGAUAAUAUAGGCAUUUCCAAAUGGAAACCUCUGAGGAAAAUUAGAGAACAAGUGGUUCCUGUGGAGGAAGAAGAAAAAGAGAAGUACACACGAUGGGAUGAAACGGAACCAUACCCUUACAAACCAUUUAAACCGGGUGAACAUAGACUUACUAUGGGUGUUACCACUAUUCCUUUCAAUUAUUGGUUUGUUAUGGAUAAAACUUUCAAAAAACGAAUUGAUGCAAAAUGGGAAAUUCUACGGACUGAUUACGAAGAUUUAGUUUACCAUGUUGAUCCCGCUAUGAUUAACGAUGAUGGUGGGGAAAGUAACAAUGUACCAACUGAUGAUAUGUAUGCCAAAAUUGUUAUUUCUCCCAAGGAUGUAGAACAAGCAGAUCAAGGUCUUUGUGAAGUGUACAGUAAUGUAAUCAAUUAUUUGGCAUGCAAGUUCCCACAAUAUUUCCAUGUGGUAUUGAGUCCAGGUGAAACUCCAGGUGCCCUAUAUAACUCCGUUUUGAAUGAAUAUCACCCGGUUGAUCCCAAUCGUUAUUUGCAAUUGGCUAACGAUUCUCCUUUGUGUAUCAAUUAUCGUUGUUUCAACACUGAUAUUAUUCCUGAUAAGUUGACCAAAGAUUUACACAUAAAGGAAGAUGAAAUUGGUUACAGGGUUCUGAUAUCCUGUGACAGAACAAGACGUGCUCAUGAACUAAUUUUGGCAAUGGGCCGUUUGGUAGAAGACGAUUUACUACUGUUGUCGCGCAACGAACGUAAACAGUACAACGGUGAAUACAUUAUGCUGUCAGGUCUUUUUGGAUUUGCUGCUGGAUUUAACCCUCGUAAUAGAUUUUUAAAACCAUUGACACUGGUUCAUGGUCCAGUACCAGAAUAUAAGAGAGAUUUACAAUCACAAAUGAACAAAUUCCUUGCCCAUUUGAAACCUUAUGCCUUAGCCAAUAGGGUCAAUUAUACUUUCCAAAACCAUGACAUGCUCUACGCACAGAAAAAAUUCACAGAUUCGAGAGCACGUUCAUUAGAUGAAUUACAUGGUGGGAAAGAUGUUCACUACAGAUCUGAGAGACAGACUUUAACAAAAUUUUCUACUCCUAACGGCAGUGAUACAAUUGUAUUUGGUGUUAGAACUUAUUUAUGGAAUUUUAGAGAUCAAUGGCUAGCUAACAAUUUCUACAAUCAACCACAUAUCAUUGAUGAACUGGAAAGAGCCAUUAGCGAUAUGAAUCAUAUCCUGGGGACAUACAAGGGCAGAGAUGAGUGGGGGCCACCUUUAAUGAAUAUCAUAGAACAGCAUAAAAAACUACGUAUGGCAAAUUAA